AUGGCUGGCGUUUGUAGCAGAUUUGCUUUUGCGACCGCAACAACUAUAGAGGAGCUGAAAAACUGCUCCAAAAACGAAAACACUGCAAAAAGAACCGAUUCUUGGCUCUCUGUUUGGAAGAAGUGGUGCUUAGAGAAGAAAAUUACAGAUGAAAUAGAAAAUUAUGAGCCGGCUGAGCUUAACACUUUGCUCGAGCAUUUCUACGCCGAAGUAAAAAAUAAACAAGGUGAAGAUUAUGAACCAGAAAGCCUCAAAGUAAUGAUGGCAUCGCUUGACAGACACUUAAAGAACAAAGGCUACACCUUGUCCAUUGUACGUGACCGAGAAUUUAGUUCGUCUAAACAGGUGUUGGAAGGCAAAGCGAAACAGCUUCGCUUGGCUGGCCGUGGUAAGCGCCCAAACAAAGCUCGACAAGUAUCAGAGGAGGAAGAAGAAAUUCUCUGGAAGAGCGGAAAACUCGGAGGUAAUAACCCAGAAUCUUUAAUUCAAACAAUGUGCUGGCUCCUUACCCAACACUUUGGUCUUCGUGGAAGGCACGAACACCACGGAAUGAGACUGGAGGAUUUCAGAAUCAUGAACGGUGACGACGGCAUCGAAUUUGUUGAGUUUGCAGAAGGGCCUACGAAAACAAGACCUGGAGGUUUGAGUGCAAAGCCAAGACAGUUCCAGCCCAAAAUGUUUCAGACCGGGGAAGGAAAAUGUCCAGUUGCUUUAUUUCGUCAGUACAUUAGCCGUAGACCUCCCAAUCUGAGGACGAGUGGUCCAUUUUAUCUCUCGAUAAAGUACAACAGACGAGCCGACGACGAAAUUUGGUACAAGGUACAGCCCAUGGGAGAAAAUAAAAUCAACUCCAUGAUGAAGAGCAUCAUCUCCGGAACCAGCCUUGAGACAUCUGAGAAGCGGUUUUCCAAUCACAGUGCCCGUAAAACAGUAGUCAGCAAAAUGAAAAAGGCGAAUCUCGAAAGGUCGGCAAUUGCAAAAGUCACUGGUCACAGAAAUAUCCAAUCUUUAGAUGACUACGAUGAAGCAGACGAAGACGAACAGCGACAGCUUUCGUGGGCCAUCUCACGAAAGAACAGCACACCGAAGCCAGCGGGUAAUACACCUGGUCCUUGUACUUCAAGUGCAGUAAUUCCUCAUAAGACGAGUUCACAAGCGCAGAAUGUAAUGAAUUCCUUCACCAACUGCAAUGUAACAUUCAACCUCAACAACAAGACUUCGCCUACCAUUCGCCCUUGCAAACGGCGAUUGCGUUUCAUCGAAAGUGACUCCGAUACAGAUUGA
Messenger RNA from Porites lobata, 1284 nucleotides. Lineage: Eukaryota; Metazoa; Cnidaria; Anthozoa; Scleractinia; Poritidae. The record is from the annotation of a GenBank genome assembly.